Messenger RNA from Magnolia sinica, 3151 nucleotides. Its product is annotated as pumilio homology domain family member 4-like. The record is from RefSeq and is a predicted model, not a curated record. Bases 428 to 2824 code for a protein of 798 amino acids. The transcript is spliced from 5 exons. Gene Ontology annotation, molecular function: mRNA binding. Gene Ontology annotation, cellular component: cytoplasm. Gene Ontology annotation, biological process: post-transcriptional regulation of gene expression. NCBI's taxonomy places the organism in Eukaryota, Viridiplantae, Streptophyta, Magnoliopsida, Magnoliales, Magnoliaceae.
CUUUUCCUUUCUUCUCUCUCUGCUACUGUUUUAUUCUGUAGAAAUAUAUAUGCGUCGUUGUUUUAAUGGUGGUGACUCUUCAGUACUCGACGGUAUACCGUAUAUAAACGUAAACCCGUUUCAUAUCUUUCCCAUUUCCUUCUCUCCUUCUCCUUCUCUCCUUCUUUGCAUGCUCCACCAAACUCCCUCUCUCAAAAUCUCCAAACCCAAAUGAAAUGAAAUUCAAAUGCAAUUGAAUUUCAAACCACCUCCUUCCCUAUUCCAAUCUCUCCUCCUCCUCCUCCGUCUCUGGCAAUCUCGUCCCUUCAUUGGGUUUUUCGGCGCAUAGAUUCCUGAUGUGGGUCUUUGGAUUUCAUCAGAUUGGUAUCUGAUUUUCUCUGCUUUUCUUCAAGAACUUUGGAAAUUUUGCCGAAAAUAGAGGAAAAAGAUGAAGCUAGAAAAGCAAGAUGAAGAUGAGUUUGAGAUGCUGUUGGGUGAGAUCCCUCAUGCAACAUCUAUCCCUCCCCUUCAUCAUCAGCACCAUCUGCAUCAGCAUGUGCAUGGCCACCAUGGCCAUGGUCAUGGUGAGCAUGCCCAUUCCAGGCAUGGACAUGGCCACAGUUCUGGUCAGACAAUUCUCUGCAUGUAUGAUGAUGACCCGUCAUGCCAUGGUCAUGUAUGUGCCUCUUCUCCUUUGAGUGGAACCUCACUUAGCUCCGAAGGCUCCUCCUCGAGCUCACUCUCCAGCGGGCCGUCCCCAGAUGAUGACGGAUCACCUCCACCGCCAUUCGAAUACCAAAUGCCGGCGAGAAAAACCCACUAUCCAGAGGGGUUUUCUAAUCUGGCGGAAUCGGAAUUGCCUGGCCCGCUGAUUGGGAAGAACGUCGGUGGGAGCUUGAUGGGUGAAUUGAGUUUGUCUGACAAACUCCGUACAAUGCAUAUUGGGGAGAAGAAGCAAGAAUCUAUUACAUUCCAUCCGUAUGGGUUUCAGUUCGAUGAUCAGCCCUCAGUCGGGCUUAACCAUGGCAAUGUCAUGGGGAAUGGCCCCUUUGAAGAUUGUAAGAAUGGUUUUUCUAAUGAUUUGGGGGCGUUUGGAUGUGCUGGUCUACCGAAUUCUGCUUUACUUGAUGAGGAGAGGAGGCUUUUGAUGUUGGGACUGCAGCAUCAAUAUCAUAUGGGUAAUUUAUCUGGGCCUCAUGCCUCUCCUCAUCGAUCGAGUGGCCUGUUUUCGUAUCCGGGUCAAUUUGCUGACUCGAUGGAUUUUCUGUGGAAGCAAUUCAAGGAUCCUAGUGACGAGACAAUGAGUAAUAUGCAGUUCCGUGCCGAAGCUGGUAUGAACUGUUACCAUAGGGGAAUUCGGAUGCCGCACAUGGUCCCCUCUAUCAACAGGCCUUCCAUUACUGAUGGGUUUUUCCAAUCGCAGCAAAAUGGAACUGAUUUUAGUGGAGACUGGGGAAGGUUGAAUUUGUUAAGCUCCCCUCACGUGGCACUCCCGAAGCUGCCUUCUGGUAUCGGGAAUCCGCCACUAUAUCAUACCUUGCCAAUGUUCAGUGAUAGGAGCAGAACGUCCCCAAAUGGUUGGACUCCUCAGUCUCCUUCUCCAAUGGGUGGUGGCCAUAAUUUUGAGGCUUUUACUUGUGAGGAUAGUCUCAUUAUACAGGGGAAGGAUUUUAAUUUUGUGAUAAAUGGUAGACGAAAUCCUUUGAGGGAGCACAGAAGGGGGCCCAACAAUGACACUGGUAGAGGGCACUCAAGUGAAAGAAAUUCCGAGAUAGAUAGUCGGUCGCAUGUUGUUGGAGUGGCUUCUGUGAAUCCUGAUAAAGUCUGCAGCCCAAGAAUGUAUUGCCCUUCACUUCUGCCCCCAAAAUAUAAUUCGUUGAUGGAAGUUAAAGGGUAUAUUUACUAUAUUGCAAAAGAUCAGCAUGGUUGUCGAUUCUUGCAACGGAAAUUCGAUGAAGGGGCUCCCCAGGAUGUGCAAAUGAUUUUUAAUGAGAUUAUUGAUCAUGUGGUUGAGUUGAUGAUGAACCCAUUUGGGAAUUAUCUCAUGCAAAAGUUGUUGGAUGUGUGCACAGAAGAGCAGAAGAUGCAGAUUCUCCUCGUUGUAACGGGAGAACCUGGCGAGCUUGUUAGGAUUUCGUUGAACACACAUGGCACUCGUGCAGUACAGAAGUUGAUAGAAACUCUAAAAACCCGGGAGCAAACCUCUCUAGUUAUCUCAGCCCUUGAACCAGGGUUCCUUGAUCUCAUAAAGGACCUGAAUGGUAAUCAUGUGGUCCAACGUUGCUUGCAAUGCCUUAGUAAUGAAGAUAAUGAGUUCAUUUUUUAUGCUGCUGCAAAGUACUGUGUUGAUAUUGCAACUCAUCGACAUGGGUGUUGUGUUUUACAACGCUGCAUCGCUCAUUCGACUGGAGAACAUAGAGAGAACUUGGUCGCAGAAAUUUCUGCUAAUGGACUUCUCCUUGCUCAAGAUGCUUUCGGGAAUUAUGUCAUUCAAUAUAUCUUAGAGCUGAAGCUCCCAUCGGCAACUGCAAAUUUAAUUUCUCAAUUCGAAGGAAAUUAUGUACACCUUUCGACACAGAAAUUCAGCAGUAAUGUUGUGGAGAAAUGUCUGAAGUUUUUUGGAGAAGAGAGCCGGUCGAGAAUCAUUCACGAACUGCUGUCCACGUCUCGCUUUGAGCAGUUACUGCAAGACCCAUAUGCAAACUAUGUUAUUCAAUCCGCUCUAUUAGUUUCCAAGGGCCCUCUUCAUGCUUCCUUGGUCGAAGUGAUUCGACCUCAUGCAGCAGUCCUACGUACCAGCCCUUAUUGCAAGCGGAUUUUCUCACGGAGCCUCCUGAGGAAGUGAUGUACAUUUGCCCUGGUAAGAAGCGUGUUGUUGUUUUCCCAUCACUACGAGCAUACUCUACUGUAGUCACCGGUUUUAGAAUUUCAGAUGUAAGAGUCUGUUGAUCUGUGAAAGGAACUAAGGUAACCCGGCAUGCCUCUUAUUUUAGUGUACAAAUAAGCAAUUUUGCUUGCUGAUGCUUUAACUAUGUGAAGCAUCUUCCCGUCGUCAUUGUAUUAUUCUGGAGUCUUGUUGGUUAUCAGGAGACUGAUUAUCUUUCAUAUGUGAAAGAGGUCACUGUAUGUUUUGUACAGUGUAAGAAUAAUAGAAUUUCUUUUUAACUGCUAA